AUGGCACGCAGAUUGAUUCUCGAAGAGGUGAUAAAUAAUAUACGGGAACAACCAGAAACAACGCCCAUACUUGCGCUUACGAAGACUUACGGUAAAUUAUGGCCACAUUGCGAAGAGGCAAGGAUCGAAGAAAGGAAGAAUGAAGUGUCCCAUCAUAUCGCUCAAUCAUCUCAUCCACAACCUUUCACUCACAAGCCUCAACAAAAUUCCUUACAAACAAACCCACAAGAAGCUCCUCUGCCACUCAAAAUAGCCAUCCUCGAUUCUUCCUUCAAUCCCCCAACGAAAGCUCACGUACAACUCCUCCUUAACUCGCUUACCACAUCUCUUUAUGCACCAUUUACCAAUAAACCAGUAAGAAUAGAGUUUGAUGCGUGCCUAUUAUUGUAUUCCACCAAGAAUGCGGAUAAAGUCGCAAAGAAUGGUGAUGCUGGGCCUGUUGAUAGAGUAUUGAUGAUGGAGGACGUGGCCAAGUAUUUAAAUGAGAUAGCUGAAGGAAAGGUGACAAAAGAAAAGACGUCUGAUGAAUUGAAUAGUUCAAAAGUCGAAAAGGGGCCAAGAGAAAUUUCAGUAGAUUACAAAUUAUCAGAGAGUCGUGGUAAUUUUGAUGAUAACAGCAACAACGAAACGCGUUCAACCGCCAAUGAUGCAAAAUUUCAUUCAAUCCAAAACAUUGCAGUAGGAAUAACCAAUUCGUCCCGAUUUACGGAAAAAUCGCGCGCCCUCUUAUCUUAUUGCUCUCCGACGUUUUCUCCUUCCCUAUAUUUUAUAUUGGGCUUCGAUACACUCAUUCGCCUGUUUUCUCCCCGUUAUUACUUUGACAUCUCGUCGUCACUUUCUUUUUUGUUCUCUAAUUCCUACAUAAUUUACGCCGAACGCGAUAUUAAUGACAAAAUAGUUGAGAAUGAGUUUUGGCGCGGAAAUAAAUGGGCUAAAGAGUACGCGGACAAAAUAUAUAGAGUAGAAAUCGAUGAUGACGUUAAGAAUGUGAGUAGCACCGAAGUUAGAAGGAUCGUUAGCGAGCUGAGGGCGAAAGAAGGAGCAGAGACGGGAGUGAAAGAGGAAAGAAGUGAACGUAAUAACAACAGCGGUAACAGCAAUAAUGUCGACAUUUAUGACACCAACGCGAGUAGUGAUAAGGGUUGUGGAUUUAAUAAUCAUGUUUUGAGAAGACAUUUGAUGCCAUUGUGCAUCGAUUCGGUAACAGAUUUUAUUAUAGAGGAAGGUUUAUAUUAA
This is a messenger RNA of Paraglomus brasilianum, 1236 nucleotides long. The record is from the annotation of a GenBank genome assembly. Lineage: Eukaryota; Fungi; Glomeromycota; Glomeromycetes; Paraglomerales; Paraglomeraceae.